AUCCCGGAAUCUGAGGCGCUGCGUUACGAUUGGUCGGAAGAAGAAGCGGCGCAACGCCCAACGGGGAAGAAGGCGGAGACCGUCGGCGGGAAAUUAAAAUGGCGUUGAUCGCCUUCCAACAACUGAGGGAUUUGGUCGAGGCCCAGCAGGUGUUGCUGGACGGGCUGAGGCGGCAGAUAGCAGUACAGGAAGAGAAUUCAGUCAGCAAGGUAGAAUAUGAAGCUAUUGUAAAAAAAUUAGAGAAAGAAGAGGAAGAACACACAGUGACAAAGACUAAUCUAGCUAAGGUGUCAGAACAGUUGGAGUUUGCUCUUGGAGAGAUUGAUAUCCUUUCAAAGCAUCUUGAGAGAGAAAAACAAGCAUUUGACAGCGCACUUUCUCGUGUAAACCACAGAGUGCUAAAGCAAUCCAUCCAAAAAGACAAGUUGAUAAGCAAAUGCUCUGAAAUUGAGACUCACAUUCAGAGACAGGAAGAUAUUUUAAACUUCAAAGAGAACGAGAUUAAAGAGCUACAGCAUUUCAUCAAUAAGCAAAAACAAACAUUAAAGAAACAAGCAUCUGAGUUCAAGAUAGAAAAACAACAGGAAAAUUACAUAUCAGAAGUGCUUGGGAAAAAGAACAAGAAAGGUUUCAAAUAACAAUAUAUGCAUUUUAAAAAGUUGAUUUCAUAUUCCAUUUUUAAAGCAAGGAUAUGGGAGAGCCUAAGGAUCCAAAAUACUAAUAUAUUUUCUGCCUGCCAAAAUAAAUGAGAAUUUUGUGUGGAAAACUGUGAGCAAAUGGAUAACUGCAAAAACAGAAGUAGUCCCAGUCCCUUCCGUUUCUUGAGUCAUCUUUGGUACAAGUGGAAUAUGCUAAACAGAUUCUGAAAUGAAGUGCUGGUUAUUCAGCCCCCUUCCACACAGCUGAAUAAAAUUCCACAUUAUCUGCUUUUAACUGGGUUAUAUGGCAGUGUGGACUCAGAUAACCCAGGUCAAAGCAGAUAUUGUGGGAUUUUCUGCCUUGAUAUUCUGGGUUAUAUGGCUGUGUGGAAGGGCCCUCAGUUGGAAGAAAGAGGCAUUCAGCAUACACUCAAGAGCAUUUAUAAUUUAUUCUGUGAUUGUGCUUGAGCCUUGCAAACCUAUACAUACUUCCUAAGGUGUAAUCCCUUUUGAACACAAUGGGCCUUCUGAGUAAGCAUACACUGGAAUAUAUUGUUAGAAUAUUUUUAAUAGAAGGAAAAGAGCCUGUCACUGAAUGUAGUUUUUAUUAAAUAUGUCUGUGUGUUUUUAGUUAUUAGCAGUAUAUAUUUAUUCCUUCAAAAUUGAGUUUUUAUAAUGACAUAACAUUUUUAGUCUCCAGUUUUAGAGCUGGAAACAUCCCAUUCUACAUACAGUAUUUUUUUUUAUUCUAAGACAUCAUCGAUUGUAAGAUGCACACUAAUUUCAGUACCACCAACAGAAAAAAGCUUUAUUUUUAUAUAUAAAAAGUACCCGUCAUUUAAGACUUACACCAAUUUUAGAAAUGUUUAGUUAGUGAAAAGGUGCAUCUUAGAAUUGAAGAAAUACUUUAUUGAUUUCUAUGGUGUUAGGUAUGUAGAAUCUAUGUACCUAGAGUGUUGUUCUCUGUUGUGGUAUUAUUAGCAAGAUCUUUUAUGUUGUUGUAAUUCUUUGAACUUACAGAAAGUAAUUCUGUACUCAUGUGUACAUACACUAUGAAACAGAUGUUAAUAGCAUAUUCCUGUUUUCCCAAAAUCAGUUAAAAAAAUAUGUAUUUUCCUUCUUUUUCAA
Molecule: messenger RNA, 1766 nt
Organism: Anolis carolinensis (green anole)
Lineage: Eukaryota; Metazoa; Chordata; Lepidosauria; Squamata; Anolidae
Gene: spata24
Product: spermatogenesis associated 24
Exons: 6
Coding region: 99-638 (179 amino acids)
Cellular component (GO): nucleus; cytoplasm
Molecular function (GO): DNA binding
Source: RefSeq, a predicted model, not a curated record